Ruditapes philippinarum (Manila clam) is the source of this 3028-nucleotide messenger RNA. Its product is annotated as mucin-17-like. The record is from RefSeq and is a predicted model, not a curated record. NCBI's taxonomy places the organism in Eukaryota, Metazoa, Mollusca, Bivalvia, Venerida, Veneridae. Bases 66 to 2591 code for a protein of 841 amino acids. The transcript has 2 exons.
CGCAUGUACGUCUGAUGUUUUUGAUACAUGCACAUCUUGUAAUGCCUAUAGUCAGUUAACUGUUUAUGAACAUGGAAGUAAAGGUCGCGUUUCUGCUUGUAUUUUUCAAGAGCGUCGUUUUAGUUGUAGAAUCUAGGCAUUUAUCUAGAUCUGAACAGAUUCAACCGAGGCCUAGUGGUUCAUGGACUCAGUUAUCAUCUUCUAGAUCACUUCCAGACAUUCACCGACAAGAAGUCGUAAGGUCUACCCUUCAAUUAAAUCCAACCAUUCUCAAUAGCAGAGGGCAAUUACGACCUGGACAAUUGGAGUACUCACACAAUUUGCAUGUACAAAGAGGAAGUCGCCAGGAUGGAAGCCGCCGGCUAAGAGUAUUAAGAACUCCAAGGAGGCAAUAUUUACCGGCGACAGUGAUCCAGGGAGAUCAAAUAUUGCGAAGGUCAAGGAUACUGUCAGGAACUCGACAGUUUCCAACACUUACAAGCCAGCGACUGGGAACACUUUCCAACGGACGUAGGAGAACACUUUCAAGCCGACAUACUGGACUACUUUUAAGCCAGCCAACAGGAAUUCUUUCACGCCGACGCACUGGAACACUUGCAAGCCAACGAACGGGAAUACUUUCAAAUCGACGCGCGGGAGCACUUUCAAGCCGACGCACGGGAAUACUUUCAAACCGGCGCAUAGGAACAGAUUCAAACCGAGGCACGGAAUAUAGAUCACGAACAAGAGGUUAUAUAGCUCUACUGAGAUCACCCUAUGGUACGAGGCUUAUUCAAAACGGGAGAUUUAGACCGAGUCUAAGAUCAAGAUCAAAUCAAAGGUUACAAAUCUCACAUAAUACUCCAGGAAGCAACAAUCACCAGACGCUAAGACUAACACAAAUGCCACGUUUCGGGACGAUUACAGUUAGGUCCAACUCGGAUGAUGAUGAUGAUUCAAGAAUUGAUAAUAGGUAUAAUAUAGUAAAUACAGUGAAUACUGACAAUCGUCCAGUGCAUUUUAACAUUGAGCAAAACUCCGAGGGCACAUCUGUACAGUUUGGUACUCCACACAGAUCCGAAUUACCAAGAAGAAAUCGAAAUACUGUAACUGGGCCAUCUCAGAAAUUUUUAUCACACGAGUUAAAAAAACUCAACUUAGUUAAUAAACAAAAAGGCGCGUAUCCAGGGGCGGUGUUUCCCGAGAAUUCUUUCAUAUAUCAAGAACAACCUGAUUCAAAUUCAGAGUCUCCGAUAAAGCAAGAAGUGAAUCAUGAAUUAGGCGAAGGAAACACACUUUUAGCAGCUAAAACACUUUUAGCUAAAGAGUUGGGACAAAACACAGAUAUCGUUUCUUUAAUCCAAAGCUUAGUAAAAAUUGUUGAUCCCAUUCGUCUACAAGAGUCUAUUGUCCCCAAAGACCAAGUAAUUUUAGCCGACACUGCAGUUGAUUCAAAUGUACAAAUAAACUCCGAUGUCUCUGAAAACACUGUGAAAUCUGCUGAAACCAUCAAUGUUGUAGAUCCUGUAUCAUCAGUAGAUACCUUAGUUCAAGAUUACUCUGCUGUUCCACUAGACACAUUAAACCCAGCUGAUUCAAUUAUUAACUUAGAUCCAUUAUUACCGGUAGAUUCAAUUGUUCUAGUUGACCUUGUAAAACAAGCUGAAACCAGUCUUGUCACGGAUUCUGUCCUAUCAUUAGAUUCUACUGUUGACACUGCAAAAACAGCUGAAACCAGUAUUGUUGUGGAUCCUAAUAUACCAGUAGACUCCAUAGUUCAAGUCGACACUGCAGUCCCGGUGGACAUUGUCAAACCAGAUGAAACCAGUAUUGUUGUGGAUCCUGUUGUUAUUGUAGAUUCCACUGUUCAAAUUGACACUGCCUUUCCAGUAGAUAUUGAGAAACCAGCUGAAACCAGUAUUGUUGUAGAUCCAGUAGUAUCAGUAGACUCAAUCAUUCCAGCAGACACUGCAGUCCCAGUAGACAUUGUUAAACCAGUUGAAACCAGUUAUGUUGUAGAUCCAGUAGUAUCAGUAGACUCAAUCAUUCCAGCAGACACUGUUGUCCCAGUAGACAUUGUAAAACCAGCUGAAACCAGUAAUGAUGUAGAUCCAGUAGUACCAGUAGACUCGAUCAUUCCAGCAGACACUGUUGUCCCAGUAGACAUUGUAAAACCAGCUGAAACCAGUAUUAUUGUAGAUUCUGCUACACCAGUAGACUCCACUGUUCAAGUUGAAACUUCAGUCCCAUUAGACAUUGUUAAACCAGCUGAAACCAGUUUUAUUGUAGAUCCUGCUACACCAGUAGACUCCACUGUUCAAGUUGAAACUUCAGUCCCAUUAGACAUUGUUAAACCAGCUGAAACCAGUAUAAUUGAUUCUGCAUUACCAGUAGACUCGAUUACUCCAGUAGAACCAGUAUAUACAAUAGAAACUAAUCCAGCUGUUAAUCCUAUAAAUUCAGGAGAGUCUACUAUAUCGGUGCAUCCUAUUGAUACAGUAAUUCUUGCAGAUCCAGUUUCAACAGUCGACCAAGUGGCUUCAGUAGAUAAUAACAACACUCAAAAUGAUCUCUUAAUUCCGGCUGACCCAGUGGGGCCUUUAAUUCAAUAGAUCUUAUACAAUGUAACAAAGAUGGCACAAAUUUUAAAUAAAUUUCAACAUUAGAAAAAGUUGUGAUGAAAAUGAGUUAAAUGACCUUUUUUUCUUUUUUUUAAGAUUGAAUUGAAAACAAUCCAUUGACAAAUUUGGUAAAUAUACCAUGUGAUACAUGGUUACUACAAGUAUAGGGAAGUGGAGUUGUGUUUGAUAAGCUUAAAAAUACUUUUGAAGAUGGCCAUUUGAAUUGUGCAAAUUUAUAGUAUAUGCAUUUAUUGCUUACUUUUGCACUUUCAUAAGCAUACUUCAUCCACCCUUUCAGGUUUAAAUCAUUUAGUUAGUCCAUUUAAACCAUUUCGAUAAGUGAAAAAAAAAUGUGAGGUUACUUUUUUGUGUGACCAAUGUAUGCUAUUUGGAAUAUGCAUACUUUAUUUAUUUUUAUUUAUUUAUUA